Molecule: messenger RNA, 1312 nt
Organism: Topomyia yanbarensis
Lineage: Eukaryota; Metazoa; Arthropoda; Insecta; Diptera; Culicidae
Product: thymidylate synthase
Exons: 7
Coding region: 665-1246 (193 amino acids)
Biological process (GO): dTMP biosynthetic process
Cellular component (GO): cytoplasm; mitochondrion; cytosol
Molecular function (GO): methylthioribulose 1-phosphate dehydratase activity; thymidylate synthase activity
Source: RefSeq, a predicted model, not a curated record
UUAAAACUCAGUGAUAUGCAAUAGGUUUGAAUCUUGCGCGGUUAAUAUGAAUAAGAUUAGAAUAGCAUAUUCAAGUUAUAUGAUUAGCUAAUGAUCUUAGUUAUCUCAUUGCUACUGGGUUGGGGAAUGAAGUCUGACAAGAAAAAAACGAAAUGGCCGACCGAGAGCAACUCUUAAGUUUGAGUAGCUCAUAACUUGAACUUAGACGUAAAGUCGACAAGCUUUUGGAGACAUUUUGAAGAUUUGUUGCUCUUUAAAAAACUUUUUUCUUCGUUGUGGGAGCGGGUCUCUAGCUGAUGCACAAAGAAAAAUCACGGGUAAAUACAGGAACACCCAAGAAUGCUUAUACCGGAACUAUGCAAACAAUUUUACAACCUAGGAUGGGUUACUGGUACUGGUGGGGGAAUAAGUAUUAAACUAGACGACGAAAUAUAUAUUGCUCCUUCAGGGGUACAAAAAGAACGUAUUCAACCAGAUGAUCUGUUUAUUCAAAAUAUUGAUGGAGAUGACCUGCAAGAGCCAGCUGAUUAUAAAAGGUUGACGAAAAGUCAGUGCACUCCACUGUUUAUGUUGGCGUAUCGUGAAAAAAUGCAGGCGCAGUUAUUCACACUCACAGUCCAGCAGCAGUCUUGGCAACCCUUUUGUUUCCUGGAAGAGAAUUUAGAUGCACUCAUUUGGAAAUGAUCAAGGUGACCUCGGUCCAGUGUACGGUUUUCAGUGGCGCCACUUUGGGGCAAAAUACACGACUUGGAACGAUGACUAUUCCGGACAAGGAGUUGAUCAAUUGGUUGAGGUUAUAAAUCGCAUUCAAACAAAUCCAACGGACCGACGGAUUAUAAUGAGUGCUUGGAACCCGAUAGAUAUUCCACAGAUGGCUUUACCACCAUGUCACUGUUUGGCUCAGUUCUACGUAGCAGACGAAGAAUUGUCAUGUUUGUUGUAUCAACGAUCAGCCGACAUAGGUCUUGGUGUACCAUUCAACAUUGCAAGUUAUGCCUUACUGACGCACAUGAUAGCUCAUAUUACAGGAUUGAAGGCAGGUGAUUUUAUUCAUACCAUGGGUGACACUCAUGUAUAUCUAAAUCACGUCGGUCCUCUAAAGGAACAGUUGGAACGAACUCCUAGACAGUUUCCAACUCUACACUUCAAGCGUACAGUAAGUUCAAUUGAUGACUUCCAGUAUGAAGAUUUUGAAAUUCGUGAUUACGAUCCAUUCCCACCAAUUAAAAUGCAAAUGGCUGUUUAGCACUGUAGAGUGUUGACAUUGUCUGAAUAAAGUUGAAAAGUAAAUAAACAUGUUUAACAAAGUAAA